Messenger RNA from Peromyscus eremicus (cactus mouse), 465 nucleotides. RefSeq names its product cornifelin (gene Cnfn). Lineage: Eukaryota; Metazoa; Chordata; Mammalia; Rodentia; Cricetidae. The coding region runs from base 1 to 336 and encodes 111 amino acids. Gene Ontology annotation, cellular component: cornified envelope. The record is from RefSeq and is a predicted model, not a curated record. The transcript is spliced from 3 exons.
AUGUCUUAUCCAGUGACCAGUCAGCCUCAGUGUGCCAAUACCUGCUACCAGACACAGCUCAGCGAUUGGCACACGGGCCUCACCGACUGCUGCAACGACAUGCCCGUCUGUCUGUGCGGCACUUUUGCUCCACUGUGCCUCGCCUGUCGCAUCUCUGACGACUUCGGGGAGUGCUGCUGCGCGCCGUACCUGCCCGGAGGCCUGCACUCUCUGCGCACAGGCAUGCGGGAGCGCUACCACAUCCAGGGCUCCGUCGGGCACGACUGGGCUACCCUCACCUUUUGCCUGCCCUGCGCCCUCUGUCAGAUGGCACGGGAACUGAAGAUCCGCGAGUAAGGACGUCCUCUCCGGAGUCCUUGGUCACGCCUGGCCUCCUGGGGAGGGGGGUGCUCUUUGGAAAGCCUGUCCCACUGCCCCUGUGCCACCGCCAAAAAAAUACACCCACAAUAAAAACCGGAAAACCAA